AUGAAGCAAGUUCGCAAACACGUUCAGAAAUUCGCCAGCGGUCGAGCGUCGGGCUACGGUGCUGCAUACACUCUCCCCGUCUUCCUCACCGUCGCUUCCAUCUCGUUAUGGGUCAAUGCGACUCACUUGCAAUGGCUCGGAUUCAACCACGUCUUCAUCCUGAUCAAACUGGUGUUGCUACUGGGAGUUCACGAACUCCUUCGACCUUUCUGUCUCUCGUUCAGAGACGUCUGCACCUUGACCGGUCAUGUCGGUGCAGCGGCCAAUGCUGCCGUACUGCAGUUCAUCAAGCGGGGAUGUCACCCCAAGUUCCCAGAGUGGACGCUAUGGUACGAGUGGUUCCAGGCCAUCGCGUUCGCUGCAGGCCAACGCAACGGCAGCCACAUCCUUAAGUUGCCCAACGCGUUGGCGUUCCGACGCAACUUCGAACUCGUCGGGCGGCUACUAGGGGCCUUUGCGUGUUGGCGUCACGGCCACAAGCUCGAGAGCUUCCGAUACAACGGACUGGAGCAUCUAUGGCUACGCUCUAGAGGUGGGAGCAACAACGAGAGACGGAUCGUAGUGCUGUACUACCAUGGAGGGGGCUACGCACUCUUCAGUCCUCGCUUCUUCGUCGAGUUCACCAGUCGUCUACUAUCUCAGGUGCAAAGCCAACUUCGAGCUGCUUGGGGUGGCACUGAGACUUCGAUGGACGUCCAGAUCUUACUGGCCAACUACCGUAAAUUACCCGAGGUCUGCUUCCCCACACCUCUGGAUGACGCCAUGGUCAUGUUCGACUACCUCGUUAAGCACGAGAAGAUGUCACCGGAGAACAUCAUCCUAGCUGGCGACAGCGCCGGUGGCGGUUUGGUUCUUGCAACGCUGUUGAGACUUCGUCGCGCUCAUCGAGAGAUGCCUCUUGCGGCGCUAUGCAACUGCCCGUACGCAGAUCUGUCGGCCGAUGUGGCCGUGUCGGACCACUGCUUCAUCUCCAAAUCCAUGUUGGAUGCGAUUCGAGACUUCUGCGUCCAGGAAACUCCUCGUGCGUCGUGGUGCGAAGGUGCCAUGCUGCAGACGGAUCUGCGAGGUUUGCCCCCACUUUUCAUUCAGGCGGCAGAGUUCGACAUUCUACACAAACAGUCGAUGCUCCUGGCCAAGAAUGCCCGAUCCGACGGUGUUCAAGUGGAACUGGACGUGAACGAGCACAUGCCGCACGUGUUCACACUGUUUCCACACAUUAUGAUGCCGCAGUCUACUGUGGGUAUCGAGAAAUUCGCUGCCUUCAUCACGCGCCAACUGACGACGCACCGAAUACCAGUACAACUUCCAGGUGCUGCUCCAGCAUUCUGAAGAUCGUGUCAAUGUUUAUUGGUUAACGUUAGUUAGGUCAGUAUAAUUUAUCCUGGUUACUAAACAA
Messenger RNA from Phytophthora nicotianae INRA-310, 1396 nucleotides. RefSeq lists its product as hypothetical. Lineage: Eukaryota; Oomycota; Peronosporomycetes; Peronosporales; Peronosporaceae. The transcript has a single exon. Gene Ontology annotation, molecular function: hydrolase activity. Bases 1 to 1329 code for a protein of 442 amino acids. The record is from RefSeq and is a predicted model, not a curated record.